Fusarium mangiferae is the source of this 1728-nucleotide messenger RNA. RefSeq lists its product as uncharacterized. The transcript has 4 exons. NCBI's taxonomy places the organism in Eukaryota, Fungi, Ascomycota, Sordariomycetes, Hypocreales, Nectriaceae. The coding region runs from base 1 to 1728 and encodes 575 amino acids. Gene Ontology annotation, molecular function: N,N-dimethylaniline monooxygenase activity; NADP binding; flavin adenine dinucleotide binding. The record is from RefSeq and is a predicted model, not a curated record.
AUGCCAACAAAUCAGUCAAUGAGCGCGCGAGACCGCGCCAUCAAACACUUCCAGAGUCUAGCUCCUGGACCACCCAACCCAGGAGAAGGCACAGAGGCUUACAGGGAUGUUGACGAGCUGGCAUACGCUCUAUCUCGAGUGCCCACGUUCACACCUCGGCCAGUGCGUAUCAUUGCAAUUGGGGCGGGCUUUGCUGGUAUUUCGAUGGCCAGGGCUUUCUCCUGGGCACCUAACCCGCUCUGGAAAUCGUAUUACGCCAAGCAAGAGGAUAUCUUAUGGUAUAUACGAUCAGUUGCCGAACAGCAUGAUUUACGGCGUUACAUAAAGACGUCUCACAAGAUCACCAAUGCUUCUUGGAUACCAGAGCGCGAGGUCUGGCAGGUCACAGUGACCAAGACCGACGGUAGAGAUCUCGUCAUUUCCAGUCCAGGUAUUACAGAGGGUGAGACCUCGUCUACAUUUGUGGAAGAGUGUGAUAUCUUCAUCAACUGCACCGGUUUCUUCAAUCACUGGAAAUGGCCCAACGUGAAAGAUCGAGAAGAGUUUGGGGGAAGAAUGCUUCAUUCAGCAGCUUGGCCACAGGAUGCUGAUAAGGACAUCAAGGGGAAAACUGUGGCACUGAUCGGUAAUGGAAGCAGUGGUGUCCAGAUUCUCCCCGCCAUCCUCAAUGACGCAGAGAAGAUAUAUGUCCAUAUUAGAAGUCCCACAUGGAUCACCACCAAUUUCGCUUCCAAGUUUGCAGGUCCCGGUGGAUCAAACUAUGAUUACUCUGAAGAGAAAAAGGCUGCCUGGGCCAAGGAUCCAGAGACAUAUCUCCAGUACAGGCGUCAGAUCGAGCAGGAACUCAACAGCCGUUUCGGUCUAUACGUAAACCAUUCUCCGGAGCAAAAGGCUGCUCGAGAGUAUGGAAUCCGUGAGAUGGCCAACAAGCUUGGAGAGAGACAAGACUUGCUUCAAGCGCUGCUACCGGACUUUGCUGUUGGGUGUCGUCGUCCAACGCCUGGCAAUGGGUAUCUCGAGGCUCUCACGUCGCCAAAGGUACAAGUUAUUUGGGGCACUGUCGAUGCAUUCACCAAGAGCGGUAUCCGCACUUCACCAGGUCACGAAACAAAAGACGUGGAUACCAUCAUCUGCGCCACUGGCUUCGACUUGUCUUGCGCCCCUCGCUUCCCAAUCACCGGCCUCAACGGAACCGAUCUCCAACACCUCUGGAACGGGAACCCACGGUCCUACCUCUCAGUAACAGCCCAAGACAUGCCCAACUACUUCGGCUUCCUAGGUCCAUUCUCCCCGCUCGGCCAUGGCAGUCUGGUCACUUCGAUCGAAAUGGUGACCAAGUACAUCACCGACUUUGUGAACAAGCUUCAGACUCAGAACUACAGUUACUGUGUCCCCAAGGCUCACAUACCCGCUGCAUACCAGAAACAUGCCCUCGCAUGGCUCAAUAAAACGGUCUGGGCGAGUAAUUGCAGCAGCACGUUUAAGAACGGGACUGCUGGAGGAGAGCUAAACAGUUUACAUCCUGGUAGUCGCAUCAACUACUUUGAGCUUCUGCGUACUCCGAGGUGGGAGGACUUUGAGUGGAAGAGUCUUUGCGAUAGUGAGGACUUGACUUUUGCUUGGCUGGCGAGUGGUUUCACGUAUAGGGAAAAGAACCCCGCUGAAUAUCCGGAUACAACCUGGUUUAUCAACUUUGACAAACAGUCUAAGCAGAUCGAAAGACGAUAG